AUGAAUCCAACUCAUUUCAGGACGCCGCCGCGGACGCAGCAAGGAGGACUUCCUCUUGUAGAUGAGGGCUUCUCACAGGACGCUUUCUCUCCGUGCUGUUCAGCCGUCUCGGACACGACUUCCCUGGCAGCAGAGUUGAUGUCAAAGGACAUUACACAAUCUUUGCAGUCGGUGGCCUACAUCUCAAUGGCACUGGAAAGUCAUGCCGACGAGGAUUGCUCUCAAACCAGUCAAGCUGUUUCCCUGCGGAUAGGGCAAAAGCUGACUGCUGAGAUUGGGAAUACGUUCUUGGCACAAUUCCAAAGUGAUGCUGCUGCCAGUGCUGCCAGGAGUGCUGAUGGCGCAGCUGCCCCAGAGGUAGAGGCAGAAGCCAUUGCUGGAAUUGUGCAGGAAGCUGCAAAAUUCGCUGUCCCCAGCGAAGCGGCACAUGCUGCAGAACCCUCCGAGGUUACCUCUGAGGGUGCUGUCACCAAGGAGAUUGUGCCUAUUGUGGCUAGCCCAGAGGAAACUUCAAGAGUCAGAACACCUUCAUUGGAAUUAGGGCAUCAGCUUGCCACUGAGAUGUUGCUGCUGGCUUGCUCCAGUGCCGUGAGCUUGCCUUCUACUGCAAGGUCGGUGGCCACUUCUGAUCAGGUGUUUCCAAAGGCAGAUAUCGAUGAAGUGAACAUGCUGACUAGGGCCAUAGCAGCGGAUGCGAUAGCGGACGAUGCCAGUGCUCAUACGGUGGAUGUCUUGACAGAUGUAUCUGAUCAGCCAGGGCAGUUGGCACAAUCUACCUCUCCCAGGGAGGCGUCUGCGCCGUCUGCGCGUCAAAGACCGGAAGACCUGGAAGUUGCUGAGGGAAAGGAAGUCAGAGCACCCAGGACUAUCCGCAGAGAUUCGACACUGACGAUUCCUAGUCCAAAUGCAAGGGAUGCAGAAGUGAUGCACAGCAAUGAGGUGCAACUCCAGGAUGAUGUGGCUGUCGAUGAUUUGGCAACGACAGACUCUAUUCCGUUUGGCAUCAUGAUCACGGACGCGGAGACCCGCAAGAGCAUAGUUCUACUUGAAGCGCCGAUUCUAGAUCCACCCCCUGCGAGGCAGGAGAACGAGUGUGAGACCGAGUCAGAAGAGAAUGUGGAGGCUCCCACAGUUCUACCCGAUCUUAAGGAUACCGUGGAGGAGGCAAUCUGGUCAGCUGUGCUUGAAGAAGUACAGCGAGAUGCAGAGGCCUCCAAAGAAGCUUCUCUUGUGGCGUCAGAGGCUCGCUUGAAUUUGCCCGCUAUCAUGGGGACCGUCGAGGAAGCAAUUUGGUCUGCUGUGCUUGAUGAAAUUCAGCAGGAUGCCGAGGCCGAAAAAGAAGCUUCCCUAGUUACAUCGGAGGGCCAAUCCUUUCCUGAGCAGUCAGCGGCCGACCAUCAGCAGGAUAGCGACGGCGAUGAUCAAGAUGAUUUGGAUGAUUUGGUGCCUACGAACUCUGUUCCCUUUGGCAUCAUGAUCACGGAUGCGGAGACCCGGAAGAGCAUAGUUCUGCUUGAACCGCCGCAGGAGAACGAGUGUGAGACCGAGUCAGAAGAGAAUGUGGAGGCUCCCACAGUUCUACCCGAUCUUAAGGAUACCGUGGAGGAGGCAAUCUGGUCAGCUGUGCUUGAAGAAGUACAGCGAGAUGCAGAGACCUACAAAGAAGCCUCUCUGGUCACCUCAGAGGGCCAUGGCGGCCAUGCAUUCGUGGAGCCCAACAGUCUCGAGGUGCCGACCAGGUUCCCUUCGCGUUCCCCAACGGAGGUGACGAUUCUGCCGGUGGUGGAGACCGCAAAGACCAUGGAUGAAUUGCUUGAUGAGAUCAACGUGCUGCAAGCUUCGCUCACAUAUAGUGAUGAAUUACCCGCUGAUCCUGAGAUGGAGGCGGACAAGAACUCCACGCAGCAUGUCUUGGGAGUGUCUCUCAGUCAGCCCUUCUCAGACCUUAUCAGCUCUGGGCCUCAAGCUGAACGCGAUAUGGUGGUUGUGAAAGAGUAUGCUGUCGCGCAAGGGCUUGAUAGGACUCCUACAUCUUUGCCAGAGGCAAGUCCUCAGGAUGCCUUCGAGCAGACUCUUGCAGAGGCGCUCAUCGAUGCAGCGGUGAUUAAGGAAUGCAUCCUGCAUGGGGAGCAGGCGAAGCUGGAGAGUUCAGAGGUGCUUUCAGCCGGAGAGGCUGGAGACAAUGCCUCCGAUGCUCCUACACUAUCACCUGAGAUUGCGCAAGAUGAGGAGAAUGAGCGUGCCGAGGAGCAGUUGGCUCUCCACAUGUCUUUGAAGGAAGCGCUGCAAGAUAAAGCCUCUGAGGCUGGCACGGUGACGGUGGAGGAGGCCAGAGAGCUGGAGGAAGAGCGUGUGGAACAAACAUUAAUCCUGACCAGCUCCUUGAACCAGCCACUAGAGAAGUUGCUUGGUGCGGAUGCUCAAGCUGCAAGUGCGGAGAAGGCCGCUGAUGAUGAUGACUUGAGCCACACGCUGGCAAAGGCAUUGCUGGACUCGGCGGCGCAUGAAACAGAUCUGGAUGGAGUAGAGGCGCGCAGCAGCUCGCAGAUCUACACACCGGAGGAGAUAGCUUCCCGCGCACAGCCAAUCACCGAGGCAGAGGUGGAUCUCCUGCUCGACAAUUCCAAGAAGAGGCCAUCGCGCACUGGUUCAGAGGCUCCAACAGUAUCUCCAGAGAUGGCACAGGAGGAAGAAGAACGUUUCGAGCAGCAGCGUUUGCUUCAGAAUUCUCUCAGAGAUGCUCUCAAUGUCGAUAUUCAUUUGGAUGCUGAGGCAACGGUCUUGGAUGAGUUCGGGGAGAACCUGGCCAAGGAGUUGCUGCAUGUGGCAAUUCUUCUGGAUGCGGAGUCCAAUGAGGCAAAUCGCGUGAGCUCCGAAGUCCUUUCAGCAUCAGAGGCUGCAUCAGAGGCUCCGACUGUCUCGCCAGAAGUGGCGAGGGAAGACGAAGAACGAAUGGAUCACGAGCGAAUGCUGCAGAGUUCUCUCAAAGAGGCCCUGAGAGAAGCUGACAGCGGGAAACCGCAAGCUGCCUCUACCUACAUCUCAAACUGUUCCAUGCCAGAGGCACUGGCAAGUGAAAGCGUGGGACUGAAGGUUGCCCAGGAAUUGCUUGACUCUGCGCUGGAGCAUGAACAGAAAGAGCAGGCAAAGCGAAACAGCUCAGAGGUAUUAUCGGCUACGCAGGUGGAAACUUUGGAAACUGCAGAUGGACCCACUCGACAAGCUUCAGAGGCCGCGACUGUCUCGCCAGAAGUGGCGAGGGAAGACGAAGAACGAAUGGAUCAAGAGCGCCUGUUGCAAAGUUCCCUCAAAGAGGCUGUGGACACCGAUUCCACAAAGGAGGACGCCCAGGCAACAGCCAUGGCCAAGUUUGGAGCACUGGCUGAGGAAUUGCUUGAUGCGGCCAUGGAGGAGAUCAAGAGGAAACAGGAGGCGCAGUCACAGGUGCAGGUUCCAGAGCGGCUUGCAACUCCCAGCAUCGUCUCAGAGCGAUCCUCAUGUGAGGCAGCUGUUGUGGAAGCCUUUGGGCUGAAGCUUGCACAGGACUUGCUGGAUGAGGCAUCAUUCCUUGAGAAGCAGGAAGUAGAAGCAUCCCAGGUGAUCACGGAGAAUGAGGUCUCCAGACCCCCGUCCGAGGUCACUAUCGUACCCGGACUUGCACAGAAAACAAGGGGUGAAUUGAUGGAUGAGAUAGACAUCCUUGCAUCAUCCUUGACUUUGGCCAAUCAGAGGGAGCAGGAGGUUGAUGACAGACCUUCCAGCAGUCAAUCCGAUCGUGAUCCAAGCCGCAUUUCUGUUUUGACAACUGGCUCAACGGCAGCGAUGGAGGAGCUUGUUCACUUGCUGGUUGUGAACUCAUUGCCCGAGAAGACAGAUGUGCAGCAAUCGGCCAGCAAUGUGCACACCGAGGGCAGUGAACUGAUGGCCCCUACCGUGCAACCAGUGGAAGUUGCGGUCCGGCCUGCUUCUGCAGGCUUGGCAUCCAGUGUGUCUGCUUCAGAGGAGGGUUCCUAUGGCCUUCAGAUGGCACAGGAUGCAGUGCACACAGCUUGCGACGCGAUUACCGCGCUCAAGUCAGAUUCAGCGGGCAAGGAGGCGGAACAAGAAGCAGGUGCAGAGAGCGCUGAAGAUGCUCUGAUUGCCCAUGCAGCCGAGGAAGUGCUGGUGGCAGCACAGUCUGCAGCAUUAGCAGCUGAAACAGCCUCAGUCCUCCACUCCGAGGUUGGAAGCUUUGACUGCGAAGUCCUCCCAGUCAUUCCCAUAUUGGAGACUCCUGAGGCACCUUCAGAGAUAGAAACUGAACGAACCAAACCAAGUGAGGAGGAUCCAAACAUGAAGGAAUUCGUCCACCGAGUAGUGGAUGAUGUGUUGGAGCAUCCGUCUCCAGAAGGAUCCCUGCAGGAGACCGCCUCCCAGGAUAGAAGUGAGGUGCAAACCGACAGAACCGACAGGUCACUGGCAAUCGCUGGACCGGAGAGCAUUUGUUCUGCAGGCUCAGAAGAAGCGGCACUGCUUCAGGCAGCUGUUGGAGCCGAUCUGAGCGAGGGCAUUGAUUUGGCCGAGACGGCCCCAUCUGGAGUCGUCUCUGCUCGGACUGCAGCAAGUUUGGAGGAGCGCAUUGUUGCAGAAGUGGCAGGGGACUUGCUUCCUGAGCAAAACCAAGCUGCACUUCUUGUGCUGGUAAAAGAACUGCAGCGCAGACCACUCCAGAACCCAGAGGUUGAACUGCACCUCUUGAGCGCUCCUGCAACCUUUGCAGCUCAUGGUGCUGAGCCAAGCGCUGCAGACACAGUUCCGGCCGAUGAGACGCCUGUUGAGGCCGAAGACCUUGCGCUGGAGACGGCGCCAGGACCCGGACCACCUCCACGCUUCACAGCUUUGAAGGCUGAGUCGGAUGGCGGAGCGCAGCCAACUUCAGUUCCGGGCAAGCCAGCAGUGCCGGACUUUAUCUAUGCCAAUGCAUCGACAAAAGCUGAGGCUCUGGCUUCAGACGUUGCCAAGGAGAUCGACACAGAGGACCUGCUGGCCAUUGCAUCGGAGGCUCUGGCAUUGGACGUCAUUGCCCAGGAAAUACACUUGGAGGCCUGGCGGGAGAUGGGGAUGCUUCUCCGUCGUCUCCGAACACGCCUUCUCUUGGGGGGACCGUCUCAGAGUUGA
Molecule: messenger RNA, 5157 nt
Organism: Cladocopium goreaui
Lineage: Eukaryota; Dinophyceae; Suessiales; Symbiodiniaceae
Source: the annotation of a GenBank genome assembly